AUGAGAAAUUCUGACGAUUACGAUUAUCAAUACAAAAUAGUUAUAAUAGGGGAUUCAGGAGUUGGUAAAACCAAUAUCAUGACUUAAUUCACAAGAGGAGAAUUCUCAGAAGAAACUAAAACUACAGUUGGUGUAAUAAAUCAUGAUUUCUUAGGUGGAAUUUGCUAAUAAAUAACUUGUUAUAGAUGAUAAAAUCAUAAAAGCAUAAUUAUGGGAUACAGCUGGAUAGGUAAAUAGUUCUAUUAACUUCAGGAACGUUAUCGAGCCAUCAUCUCAUCCUAUUAUAAAGGAGCAUCAGGAGCAUUAAUUGUCUUUGAUAUUACUAAAUAAUCUACGUUUGAUAAUGUCGAUCGCUGGAUGAAGGUAAUUUCCUUUUAAUCAAAAUGUAGGAAGUUCAAGAAAGUACUUCAAAUGAAAUAUCAGUCAUUUUGGUUGGGAACAAAUCAGAUCUCAGACACUUAAGAUAAAUCUCUUCAGAUGUUUCAUCUGCCUAUGCUUCUAAACAUAAAAUUGCUUUUCUGGAAACUAGUGCUAAAGAUGGUGCAAAUGUUCAUGAGGCAUUUAACAAACUCAUUAAUGGUAAGAAUUUCAUUCUCAAUAUAGAAAUUCAUUCUAAAAAUAAAAAUAAUUCUAUCUAUACUCAAAAGAAAACUAAUUAAUCAAUUACAGAAGCAGUCCAAAUAGAUAAUUAAAAGGAUUCUGGUUGCUGUUGA
Messenger RNA from Paramecium pentaurelia, 713 nucleotides. The record is from the annotation of a GenBank genome assembly. Lineage: Eukaryota; Ciliophora; Oligohymenophorea; Peniculida; Parameciidae.